CUGUUGGUGGCCUCAGCUAGCUAGUUCAAUCAUGGACGACGAAAUACCAGAAAUUGCGGGACAUGACGAGUAUGACGUCACGUUUUCUCGAGACAGAGUUAUCCUGGAAGAUAUGCCAAAUUCGAAAGCUAAUCUAUAGUCACUACUCUCCAGAAUGAGCUACAUUUCCGCCCAUCUCGGCCGGCUAACAACCGGACACGCCUACUUUUAUUCGUACAUUAUUCGUCCCUAUGUUACGUGUACAUUUGGAAAUAAAUUUUGGAAACCUUGCUUCAUAAAAUGCCUUUUCCUUGGUCGUGCUUCAAAAUUUUCUCGGUGCUCAAUCGGAUAAUUGUAGAAGAGGCCUCAAAGAUAUUUUUGGUC
Molecule: messenger RNA, 363 nt
Organism: Geodia barretti
Lineage: Eukaryota; Metazoa; Porifera; Demospongiae; Tetractinellida; Geodiidae
Source: the annotation of a GenBank genome assembly